CGCACACGCACACUCACACAGACGAGCGGAAGAUUCAGUGAGACCAUCUAGACCAAUUGCGAAUAUCCCAGUGGCUGAGGAUAAACGCGGAUUGGACCAGAGUCUCUCGAAUGAUCCGUUUGGAAUUUGCAAGUGUGAGAAUGAGGCAAGUUGCUGGACAUGUCGGCGUGAGAGAGUAGCCAGCAACAAGAGAGAGAGAAACACUGCCAAAAGCGCUUUGUAGACAUAUCUCAGUGGGCCGAGGAUCGGAGAUGGGCCGUGGAGGUCAAAAGACCGAUCAGGCAUCGGAGAACGGAGGGCGCGGAUCGAACGUCUUCACCUGGGAGGAGAUCCAGAAGCACUCCCGCCGCGGCGACCAGUGGCUGGUGAUCAACCGGAAGGUCUACAACAUCACCGACUGGGUGAAGCGCCAUCCGGGCGGCAUCCGGGUCAUCAGCCACUACGCGGGGGAAGAUGCAACGGACGCAUUCGUGGCGUUUCACCCUGACCUGCGGUUCGCGCAGAAGUACCUGAAGGCCCUGCAGAUCGGGGAGCUGGCGGCUACUGAACCCAGCCAAGACCGUCAAAAGAAGGAUCAGGUGGUGAGUGAUUUCCGCUGCUUGCGUGAGGACCUGGAGAGCAGGGGUCUGUUCCGUGCGGAUCCCCUGUUCUUCAGCCUCUAUCUGGGGCACCUGCUGCUACUGGAGGCCCUGGCUCUGCUGCUGGUGUGGGCCUACGGCACGGGCUGGACCGCCUCCCUCCUCUGUGCCGGUCUCCUAGCUACCUCACAGGCACAAGCUGGCUGGUUGCAGCAUGACUUUGGCCACCUGUCCGUGUUUAAAAAGUCCAAAUGGAACCACCUGCUACACAAGUUUAUCAUUGGUCACCUUAAGGGAGCCUCGGCGAACUGGUGGAACCACAGGCACUUCCAGCAUCACGCCAAGCCCAACGUCUUCAGCAAGGAUCCCGACGUGAACAUGCUGCACGCCUUUGUGUUAGGAGAGACCCAACCUGUAGAGUAUGGUAUAAAAAAGCUGAAGUAUCUGCCUUACAAUCAUCAACACCAGUACUUCUUCCUCAUCGGCCCUCCUCUGCUCAUCCCCGUGUACUUCCACAUCCAGAUCAUGCACGCCAUGUUCUCCCGGAGAGACUGGGUGGACUUGGCCUGGUCGAUGACCUACUACCUGCGUUACUUCCUGUGCUACGUGCCUUUCUUUGGCUUCCUGGGCUCCAUCGCUCUCAUCAGCUUCGUCAGGUUUCUGGAGAGCCACUGGUUUGUGUGGGUCACUCAGAUGAACCACAUCCCCAUGGACAUCGACCAUGACAAACACCAGGACUGGCUCACCAUGCAGUUGAAGGCAACCUGCAAUGUUGAGCAGUCCUCCUUCAAUGAUUGGUUCAGCGGCCACCUCAACUACCAGAUCGAGCACCAUCUUUUCCCCACAAUGCCUCGGCACAACUACUGGCGUGCCGCCCCAUCGGUGAAAGCUCUAUGUGAGAAGCAUGGGAUCCCGUAUGAGGUGAAGACGCUGUGGCGUGGCCUAGUGGACGUUGUGAGAUCACUGAAGAAAUCUGGUGACCUCUGGCUGGAUGCGUAUCAGCACAAAUAACCUCCAUUUUCUCCACACUUUCACCUAUGGCUCCGACUGGCAUGACACGAGUACGUGAUUGUAAACGAUUGCUUUUUUGUGUGACAACUUACUGUUCGGUGAUGUACUAUGACAUUCUCGAAAACACAACUUAAGUGUUCGGUGAUGUACUAUGACAUUCUCUAAAACACAAAGAGGAAGUACUCCAAUGACAUCAUAGUCCUCUUAAAAUGACAUUAGAGAUCAUCUUUGGCCAUCGCUGACUUUAUAUCUGACUCCUGACUAAUGCAGCUGAGCUGACAAUCACACACACACACACACAAUCACACACACACAUAUCGGUUGGCUAAUUUCAACGGUACAAGGAAGGCGUACCUCACAGGUUCUCUUUGUUGACAAGUUUGAGUACUACGUUUUCUUCUUCUUGUGUUUGCUGUAAUUGUGUUUUACACACACACACACACACACACACACACAUACACACACACACAUUCUCACAUACCAUAGAAUGCUAAAACACUGCUGGAGCAUUUCAAGUGAAACCAUUGUGUUUUGUACUGUGAGGCUGUCCUGUCAAGAUAUCAGGUUUAAUAAAGAUUACUAAGCACUG
This is a messenger RNA of Clupea harengus (Atlantic herring), 2178 nucleotides long. RefSeq names its product fatty acid desaturase 2 (gene fads2). Gene Ontology annotation, cellular component: membrane. Gene Ontology annotation, molecular function: oxidoreductase activity, acting on paired donors, with oxidation of a pair of donors resulting in the reduction of molecular oxygen to two molecules of water. Gene Ontology annotation, biological process: lipid metabolic process. NCBI's taxonomy places the organism in Eukaryota, Metazoa, Chordata, Actinopteri, Clupeiformes, Clupeidae. The record is from RefSeq and is a predicted model, not a curated record.